AUGAGGAACGAAUGAGGAACUGCUAGUGGACCAUAAGCAGUUUAUAGUUAGUUCCUCAUUCGCUUCUUGUCUUGUUGACAAGACAACAAAAUGUCUAAAUGUCUUUAAAGCGAAGACGGAAGUACAGCUAGGGGAAACCUGCUGUACUUCCUCCGAUUACUUACUCCUCAGUGUAGCGCUGUCGAAAACUGUUUAGCUAACUCUGUGUGAUUUAUGAGUCGUUUUUAAGUUCGACCAGAUGUCACAUAUAACCGUGAAACGUCCAGGAGUUGGGGUCGGGGUGCUGGUAACAGACUCAGCCCGCUCAGGCUGUGUUCUCCUGGGAAAACGGAAAAGCGCAAUGGGCAAAGGCACGUACCAGCUCCCAGGUGGCCACUUGGAGUUUGGAGAGACGUGGGAGGAGUGUGCUCACAGAGAGGUGAUGGAGGAAGCAGGGGUGCGUUUGGUAAACGUCUGCUUUGCGUCAGUGGUGAACUCCAUCAGGCUGGAGGAGCAGUACCACUACGUCACCAUAAUCAUGCAAGGAGAACUGGACAGGAAGCAGUCAGGAGAGCCAGAGAACCUGGAGCCAGAAAAGAACGAGGGUUGGACAUGGACACAGUGGGACCAGUUUCCUCCAGAGGAGCAGCUCUUCUUGCCGCUAGCCGGUCUGAGACAACAAGGCUUCCAGCCGUUCAGGAACACGGUAACAAGCACUAAAACGCAGCUUUGAGACUGCCCGUCACAUUGGGAAACGUGUAUUCUUCCCCAAAGGAUAAAACAAACAUACCUCUUCAAAACCCCAGCUCCUGUUUUACAUCAAUGGUUGGUUUACAUGUGCUUUUUCUUUAAACAUGUUUUUCUGUUAUGGUACAUACUGUAAAUGUUUGCCGAUAUUAAGAACUCUUAUUACAAAUAGUAGAAGGAAUUCAUGACAUACAGAUUGUCAGCUGUGCAGUCAUUCAGAUUCAAAGCAAAUUAUGCAACAAAUAAAAUGCAAUUUAGAGGGGCAAAUGGGCUUCCCAAAUGUUAUAAAAUACACACAUUAACACAAAAAGGGACAUUAUUAUUUUUUUAUUACUCUUUGGCACCAGAUGCUGUUAAGACUUGGUAAUAUUGUAAUGCAUUAACUAUUGCCUGGAAUAUGGAAGUUUAUAAACAGUUAUAAACAUUUCAGAUCAUUCAAAGACACAACAGUAAACGAAAGGUGCAUUAUUAUUUUUUUAACGGAUACAUUUCCAUACUAUUGAUCAUUUAUCAAUAGAAAAUUCUCCCUAAAAUUUUGAUUAAAAAAACACGUUGUGCCCUAAAAAACGUGAACCGUUUCUGAAACUAACUUGAAGCCUAAACUACACACUUGUGCCAUACACGCGUGACGCAGGAUGAGUGGAACUGAAAGCCAUAGAGCUUUUGGUCAGUUUCCCUCGUGCACUAUUUUGCUCAUCACAUCAAGGUGGUGCCGGUGACGCCCACUGUUAACAGCAUGGUCCACAGGGUUGCAGCAGCGGUUGCCACGGCACCAUUGAAGGUCUUGUCGUGGGCGUAGGUGAUGAUGUGCAGGGCUCCGCUGUAGGCCUCCUCACAGGUAGGCUGGAUCUGAUCCUCAGGAAGCUGGAAGCCGAAUGUCCCUUUAUCUCUCAGCUCAAAGGUGUAGGAGUAAGGGAUCCCCUGAAACCGAGCCCAGUCUCUGGAUGAACCAGAGUUGGCGUCUGUAGAAAGAGGGUACAUACAGUAUUUUAGAGUUUCACCCCCUGGAGCCACACUGCUAGCGCGGCUAACAUUUUUAUAUCUGUGACCAGCAUUCACUUACACAAUACAUCCGGUGAAGUUCCUACAGUAUAGUUCUUCCCGUGGACACUCCUAAUGGCGUCUGCUGCACCCAAACCCACCCCCAUCUGAGGAACCAGACAUUAGCUUUCAUCACAGUCAAAGAAAGCAUCUACACCAACCCUGUGUGUAGAGUAGUCAUAUAUAUCACAAUAUUUUUGAGCAAAAAAAAAAAAAUCAAUGUCGAUAUUGCGGUGGGGUUUACAAGGCAGGACAAUGCAGGUUUAAACUGUCUAGAGCUUCAUUAGUAUUAAUGACAGGAAUUGACAUUCCUUCCCCAUGACUAGGUGCUGUGGCUGACAUAAUAGUCUGGCAAAAGGAGCAGAAAAUGAGGCUCAGUUGUCACAGAUACGUGAUGUGAGUGCAUGCUUGUGAUGCUAUCUUUGAUAUCCACUGUGGUGGAGGAGUGUGAAAUGCUUUUGCACCCAGUCAGAAUGGCGGAAUAUGUCUGAUGAAGAUAUGUGUAGUGAACAAGUGCUGUAACAGCUUAUGUUCAGAAAUAUUGUUUAUGUAUUUUGUCUUUUGCAUUUUAAGUCAGUCAGAAGGGGCAUUUAGAUCUGCUAAAUAACUACAAUUUGCAUCAUGUCCUUUAACAUUUCUGUAAAUAUUUAGGGGUUGAAUUCUAUUUUCCCUGUUAACCCUUUUUUAUUAAUGUGGAGAUACACUGAUGUAAAGAUAAUAGGAUUUUUGAGGCCACUACUGAUUUUGUUAUGCAAGAGUUUAAAAAAAUAU
Perca flavescens (yellow perch) is the source of this 2538-nucleotide messenger RNA. It is a transcript of the gene nudt15, whose product is annotated as nudix (nucleoside diphosphate linked moiety X)-type motif 15. Lineage: Eukaryota; Metazoa; Chordata; Actinopteri; Perciformes; Percidae. Gene Ontology annotation, molecular function: 8-oxo-7,8-dihydrodeoxyguanosine triphosphate pyrophosphatase activity. Gene Ontology annotation, biological process: dGTP catabolic process. Gene Ontology annotation, cellular component: cytosol. The transcript has 3 exons. The record is from RefSeq and is a predicted model, not a curated record. The coding region runs from base 239 to 712 and encodes 157 amino acids.